Messenger RNA from Orbicella faveolata, 1135 nucleotides. RefSeq lists its product as uncharacterized. The record is from RefSeq and is a predicted model, not a curated record. Lineage: Eukaryota; Metazoa; Cnidaria; Anthozoa; Scleractinia; Merulinidae. Gene Ontology annotation, biological process: cell adhesion. Gene Ontology annotation, molecular function: carbohydrate binding; calcium ion binding; protein binding.
GUGUCCUCCAUCUUCGCCUUCAGUUUUGCUGGUUUUUUUAUUCCUGGUUAUGAAUGUUACUUUUACAGUUCAAGGGUUUUCUCUGCUGCAAACUGGCAAGCUCAACAUGUCGCAGACUUUUCAAGAUUGGAGCUGUAGCAGUGGAUGUUCACCCCCUCUAAAUUGUCGACUGGCUAUUUGUACCAACGUUGCAUUUCCUCAAGCGUUUAGUGGAUCUGGCAAGGUAUACGUGCACGUGUCAAUAGGCCACGGUGAAGAGUUUUCACGCGUCCACCCGCCUUCUGCUGUGUGGGUUCAGUCCAGUAGUACACGUGGAUUUGAGGUCUGUUCACGUGAAGCAGGGACUAGAUCAAAUAAAACUGGAAUUAUCAACUAGCUGGCCUAUCAAAAUCAUCCAAAAAUGAUGCAUGGCAGUGUGACUUUUCAAGGACCGUGGACUACAGAAAGCAAAUGUGACAAAGUUACAUUCCCACAGAGCUUUGUUGGAAGACCUUCUGUGUUUGUCUCAGCUAAGUACGCUCGCAGUACUAAGCCUGAUGACGCAAUGUAUGUUUGGUUGGAGAACGUGAAUUCUGGAAAUUUUGAAGUUUGCAUCCGGGAAUUCUUGCCGUUUGACGGAAAACAUCAAGACACAAUUGUGGAUUGGUUUGCUUUCUUUGGCAAUGGUUCUGAAUUUAAUUUUACGUUGGUAGGAGAAGCAUUUUUCCCCAACACAGGAAACCCAACAACUGACGAUAACUAUGGCUUUUGUCAACAAGUGCAGUUCAACACCACCUUUUAUGCGUCACCAGUUGUACUCGUGUCUGUUCAUCAUGAUUACGAUCGUAAAGUGAAAAACCACAUUCCACCAGAAUACAACAUAAUAACGGCCUGGGUCAAGGAAGUUGGUCUGACAGCAGUGAGGAUUUGUGUCAAAGACUUGAGUGGAUCAGGAAGUAAACACGACCCUCUGUCUGUCAACUAUGUUGUCGUUGGAGGUUUGUUUUAUGUACUAUUUAUAAUUUUACUCUGGAUAAAACUUAAUCGCAUCAUUAGACACUCGGUCGCCCUGAAGGAGAUAAUUAAAGAAAGUUGCAAUCGUUUACCAAUUCACAAUGAAUUCUUUCAGUUUGUAUGUACAGAAACAAAUGCUUAG